UCUCUCUCUCACAUACGCACCUUCAAAAGCGCAGAAUAGCAAAACCGCCUCUCGAUCCAUCCAUAGCCUGCAUUCCACCUUUCCCUUCCCUUCCAUUCCGAUGCUGAUGAUGAGAUCGCGGAGGACGGGAGAGAGCAGUAGUUUUGGAUAGCAACGGAAGCGGAAUCUUUCUUGUUUCAAGGUUGUUAUCUGAAGCCCCGAACCCGAUCGCAGCCUCUUGUGCACUUGGUUGAUCCCUGGCCGAAACUAGGGCUUGUUUCUUGGAGUGGUGGUGGUGGUGGUCAUGAAGGGUACCGCGGGGCCGCCGAUGAAGGUGUACCAUGAGAACUGCCCCGGAUGCAAGCAGGACCGGAAGAACGAGGUCCAUCGUGGAGUUCCCUACGGGGAGUUCUUCUUCAUUUGGAUCGUCACGCUCUGCUCUGCCUUACCAAUAUCGUCGUUGUUUCCUUUCUUAUACUUCAUGAUAAGGGACUUACAUAUUGCCAAAAGAGAAGAGGAUAUUGGGUUUUAUGCUGGUUUUGUAGGAUCUUCCUUUAUGAUUGGAAGAGCUCUGACUUCAGUAUUUUGGGGAGUUGUGGCAGAUCGAUAUGGAAGGAAACCAGUUAUACUCAUUAGUAUUAUUUCAGUAAUAAUAUUCAACACACUUUUUGGGCUUAGCACGAGUUAUUCGAUGGCAAUUAUUUCUAGAUCAUUUAUGGGAUGUUUUUGUGGUUUGCUUGGUCCAAUAAAGGCUUAUGCUUCAGAAGUUUGCCGAAAAGAAUAUCAAGCUCUAGGAUUAUCCCUUGUUAGUACUUCACGAGGCAUAGGAUUAGUUGUUGGUCCAGCUAUUGGAGGUUUCCUUGCUCAGCCUGCAGAGAAAUACCCAAAUAUCUUUUCAAAGGAGUCAUUAUUUGGCAGGUUUCCUUACUUUUUACCAUGCCUUUGCAUAUCUCUUGUGGCAAUCGCUGCCACUGUUGCAUGUCUCUGGCUUCCUGAGACUUUGCACAUUCAUGACAAAUGGGAAAUUGAAGAUCUGGAGGGUUCACUAAUUAGAUGUGAAACAAGAGAAAGUAGUGAAGAAACUGAGGCUUCUAAAAGCUUGAUAAAGAAUUGGCCUUUAAUGUCAGCAAUCAUUGUUUAUUGUGUUUUCUCCCUUCAAGAUAUGGCAUACUCUGAGAUAUUCUCCUUAUGGGCUGUGAGUAAUCAAUCUUAUGGUGGCUUGAGCUUUUCAUCUCAGGUUGUUGGAGAAGUACUUGCGAUUACAGGUAUCGGUCUCCUGGUUUAUCAAAUAUUUCUUUAUCCACCCUUCGAGAAGUAUUUAGGACCCAUCACUUCAUCUCGUGUUGCAGCAAUAUUUUCUAUACCAUUGCUUGCCGGUUAUCCAUUUAUGUCUAAGCUAUCUGGAUUAGAACUUCAGUUAAUUGUGAACUGUGCAUCCUUCCUGAAGAAUGCUUUUUCUAUAACCAUCAUUAAUGGGUUCAACAUCCUACAGAAUAAUGCUGUGCCUCGGCAUCAAAGAGGUGCUGCAAAUGGUAUUUCUAUUACUGCAAUGUCUCUUUUUAAAGCUGUCGCUCCAGCAGGUGGAGGGGCUCUAUUUUCAUGGGCACAAAAGCGUCAACAGGCUUCCUUCUUACCAGGUGAUCAUGCGGUUUUCUUUCUACUCAAUGUGGUUACACUAAUUGGGCUCCUUCUGACGUUCAAACCAUUUCUAACCCAACCGAGCAACAAAAGAAGUUACGUUUUGUUGGCCACCGAAGUGCAUGCUUGAAGGAGCAAAGACUGCGGCUGCGGCUGCCUCCACUGAUGAAAACUGAUAAGAUCAACCCAUCACAAAUUGCAGGAAUGGCAAAUAAUAAUACCCAUUCAUAUAGUGCACGAAGAGUGGUAACUUCCAGAUGACAGCUUGAAAUAGUAUGUAUCGAUACAAUAUAUAUAUAAUACAUGAUGGAGGUCGAGUCUUCGGAUCAUCUUUCACGACCAGAGUGAC
Musa acuminata AAA Group (dessert banana) is the source of this 1966-nucleotide messenger RNA. Its product is annotated as probable peptide/nitrate transporter At3g43790. NCBI's taxonomy places the organism in Eukaryota, Viridiplantae, Streptophyta, Magnoliopsida, Zingiberales, Musaceae. Gene Ontology annotation, molecular function: transmembrane transporter activity. Bases 284 to 1747 code for a protein of 487 amino acids. Gene Ontology annotation, biological process: transmembrane transport. The transcript is spliced from 17 exons. The record is from RefSeq and is a predicted model, not a curated record.